AUGGUAUUCAUAAGCCCUCAGCGAACUCUUCUUCUCUUUCUGACCGCAGGAAUUUUUCAAACCAAUGCAUUUCCGGCUGAUGGUGCUCCAAACUCACUAUUGCCAACAUUUACUCUUCUUGGUGGAAAUGGAGGCUCAGAGACAGGAAGAUGCACCGGGACAGAUCUUGAAAACCUGAAAGCAUCCUACGAAGAUAUGUGCUUGAUGGCACGUUCAGCCCGUGAUGAGAUCGAUUUCCUCACCCAACAGGCUGCUCUGACUGAGGGUGAUGGACCACCAAAGCCAGCAGACAAUGCACAGGUUCCAGUCGACAAUUGGAAGAGAUGGCAUCGAACCCGUGAAACCUAUGUUUCACUAUUCGGUGCAGAUCCUUUUGUAAAGCGCGGUGACCCGCCCGGGCCCAAGAACCCUGGAGAUUUUAUUGAUGGACAUAAGAGAUUUGUGAGGAAUUUCUACGAUGAUGUAGUCAAUCAGUACUGUGGUGGAGCCCCUGCGCCGGACAAAUCAACACUGGUGUGCACUGAUGCAGAUUUUAAAUUCAUCCAAGUUGGAAAUGUAGAUCCUGGUGAUCCACAGGGUCGUAACAUCGAAGUCACGAAUCCACAAUGUACAAACAUCGAUGGUGUUUGGUAUUCCCAGAACAUGCCUCCAGGCAAUCAAUAUGAUAACCGCGCACCGCCAAGGGAAUCUGGGGAUGGUCCAGUGUGCGAUGAUCCAAACCACUUGGCGGUCGUGGUACGCAAAUGGCGUGCUGUAUUUUUCUGCAAAGAUGGCCUCGACACGAAUGUUCACAAAGUCGUCACCAUCCAGGACGUACGCGACAAGAUCAAACCAGCAAGUAGGAGGUACAAGAAGCUGGAGGACCAUGAAAUCGUUUUACAAGCUCUUACCAUGGGUCAGCUAACGAGACUUGACGAUGUUAAGAGGGUUGGCGGCGAGAUCAUGCCAGUGACUUGGCUACAUGAGAUGCAUCAUCUUCUAACUCGAAGUACUGACGAGAAAGCGGUAGAUAAAACCGGAAAUCGCAUCCGAAUCACAAUAAACGAGUACAACUCGGCUACAAACCAAUACGAAGAUCAUGAAGCCGAUGAAAAAGCGUACGGUUACGACCUUGCUAGAGAUCUAGCACUCCACAACCAUGUCAACGCGAUGGUGAAUCCCGAGAAUGUCGCUUUCUUUGGAUUGGCCAUGUUUUUCAGUGAAUUUGAUUGGUCGAGGGGUUUCGCUAUGCCUUUGAAAGAGCCCAAGUGA
Paraphaeosphaeria sporulosa is the source of this 1251-nucleotide messenger RNA. RefSeq lists its product as uncharacterized. Lineage: Eukaryota; Fungi; Ascomycota; Dothideomycetes; Pleosporales; Didymosphaeriaceae. The record is from RefSeq and is a predicted model, not a curated record. Bases 1 to 1251 code for a protein of 416 amino acids. The transcript has 6 exons.